Messenger RNA from Coregonus clupeaformis (lake whitefish), 2671 nucleotides. Its product is annotated as poly(rC)-binding protein 2. The record is from RefSeq and is a predicted model, not a curated record. Gene Ontology annotation, cellular component: nucleus; nucleoplasm; cytoplasm. NCBI's taxonomy places the organism in Eukaryota, Metazoa, Chordata, Actinopteri, Salmoniformes, Salmonidae. Gene Ontology annotation, molecular function: single-stranded DNA binding; mRNA binding. Bases 227 to 1579 code for a protein of 450 amino acids. Gene Ontology annotation, biological process: regulation of RNA metabolic process; regulation of gene expression. The transcript is spliced from 12 exons.
GAAGAAGAAGAAGAGAACCCGAUCAUCAUCUCACACUUCCCUCUUCCCCGAAUCCUUUUAAAACUCUCCCCCGGGUUUCUACCCUCCCGAACCUCUCCCCUUCUACCCUCACAACCCCACCCUCCCCCCGACAACACAUCCCAAAACACGGAUCAGAUCCCAUCUUUGUGACCAGACUCCAGUUUUGACCCUUCUGCAGCAGCUACUCUCCCAUCCAGUGGUAGUUAUGGACUCCGGUGUGAUUGAAGGAGGACUCAAUGUCACCCUGACCAUUAGAUUGCUCAUGCACGGCAAGGAAGUUGGAAGCAUCAUUGGCAAGAAAGGUGAAUCUGUGAAGAAGAUGAGAGAAGAGAGCGGCGCUCGCAUCAACAUCUCAGAGGGCAACUGUCCUGAGAGGAUCAUCACUUUGGCAGGCCCCACGACCGCCAUCUUCAAAGCAUUCUCCAUGAUCAUCGAAAAGCUGGAAGAGGACAUCAGCAGCUCCAUGACGAACAGCACGGCCACCAGCAAGCCCCCGGUCACCCUGCGCAUCGUGGUGCCAGCCAGCCAGUGUGGGUCCCUCAUCGGCAAGGGAGGCUGCAAGAUCAAAGAAAUCAGAGAGUCAACAGGUGCUCAGGUACAGGUGGCAGGGGACAUGCUUCCUAACUCUACAGAACGGGCCAUCACCAUUGCAGGGACCCCCCAGUCCAUAAUCGAGUGUGUCAAGCAAAUCUGCGUGGUUAUGCUUGAGGUAAGUUCUCCCCCUAAGGGGGUCACCAUCCCAUACCGACCAAAACCUUCAGGAUCCCCUGUCAUCUUCGCCGGAGGACAGGCGUACGCCGUUCAAGGACAACAUGCGAUACCCCAGCCAGAUUCUUCCUCUAUCUCUCCACAGCUCACCAAGUUACACCAGCUGGCCAUGCAGCAGAGCCCCUUCCCAAUGGCCCCCAGCAACCAAGGAUUCCAAGGAGGGAUGGAUGCCUCUGCCCAAACUAGUUCCCAUGAGAUGACCAUUCCAAAUGAUUUGAUUGGCUGCAUCAUCGGUCGCCAGGGUGCUAAGAUCAAUGAGAUCCGCCAGAUGUCGGGUGCCCAGAUAAAGAUAGCCAACUCCGUGGAGGGCUCCGCGGACAGACAGGUCACCAUCACUGGUUCCCCCGCCUCCAUCAGCCUGGCAGAGUACCUCAUCAACGCCAGCGUAGAGUCCUCUAAAUUCUCCUCCUCGAACCCUGAACAGACCCACAGCACCAGCCUCCUCUGCCCUCCUCUCUCCACUACUACCACCUCCUCUCCUGCCGCUACCUCCUCUACUGCUUCCUCCUCCUCCUCUUCUUCCUCCUGUUUGGCGCCCCCCUCCGCCUCCAUCUCUCUGUCCUUGUUGGCUCCUCAAGGACCCUCUGACUCCCCAAUCUCCCCCAGCUCCCCUGCUGUCCCCUGUGUCUCCAGUCUGCUCAGUCUUAAGUCCCUCCCCCUCCUGGCCCUCCAUGUUGUUUCCACUGGCCCCACCUCCUCCAGUAACCCUGCCCACUCAGCCAAUCCCGAGCCAAAGCUUUCCUCGGAGCUGGGCUCCAAGUCUAAGAGGCGAAGGCUCUCUCCUUACUAAAGCUACGGCAAUAAUAGAAACUACAGUACAGACGUGAAGUGUGUCCCAAAUGGUACUAUUCCUUAUAUAGUGCCCCACUUUUGACCAGGGCCCUUGUCAAAAGUGGUGUACUUUAUAGGGAAUAAGGUGCCAUUUGGGAUGUAGCUUAGCAUUGUCUGUACUUGGUCCGCACUGCUCUGUACCUGGCUGUGCCCUAUGCCACAUGCUUCUUAACUAUACAAUUCAUCAACAAAAAAGAAAAGGUUACACGCCCAGAUAUGGCCUCUCUCUUCCAUGUUCUUUGGGUCCACUGCUUUGGUUUACGUCUAUCUAUCCCAUACCCCCCCCCCUCACCCUCUUGAAGGACACUUGAGUCCCUGCUCUUUCUAUCUAAGGACACUGCAUCAGCAUGGACACCCUUGUCUCAGACAGACUUCAACUUGACUAAUUGAAAAGCUUUUGGUUGGUUUUUCUCUCUUGCUGUAAGCUCAGGUAGCACCUUUCAUGCCAUCUUUAUAUUAAGAUCUCAUGCUAUAUUUCAUUUAUUUCAAUAUUAACUUUGUCCUGGAUAAUGUGUGUGGUAGCUAGUUGUAUUUGUUGUAAAGUGUUCAUUAUAAUGCUAAAAUCUUGUUUUGUUUAUGUAUCGAACUGCCACAUGGUGUGACGUUGGGCUUAAUCACUAUAAUAGUUUGCCCUCAGGUAUCAUAUCGCCCCGCUAUUCAUGGGUUGUUGGACCUGUACAAUUUCAGGAAAUGGAUGUCCUCGUAAUGCCUAGAUUAGGACUCUUGAAUCGAGCCAUAGCUGCUUCCUUUAGCCUUUCGCUGGCAAUCACCGCUGCACUACAAUUUUUUAGCACUGAUCAGAGGUCAGUGACCGUAAGGGGAUAUGGAAGGACAUGGAAUACACUCCUUGAAGAGGUUGAUGUCAAGGAAACAUCCUCUUAUCCAUUGAUAGUUAAUACACCUCGAGGCUUAUCUAUUGGGUAGACAUUUUCUGAACUGAAAAAAGGGUUGUGGAGGUUUGUAAAAGGUUAAAUUCUCCGAUUUUAUCGAUCUGAUUUGAAACGCACAGCAUGGCUUACUCUCUCCCCCUUCGAUCUCUCAAUGUGUCUCU